UUCUCAGUCGGAAAAGCUACUAGUUGUGCCAUGUAGCCGUGUUUUCUCGUGCAUAGACUACAUAGGCCAGCCAUCUAGUUGUAUCGUUAAAAAAGUGCGAAGUUAUGAGUUAAACUAAAUGGACUGCCACGCAUAACCUUAAUUUUUUAACCGUAAUUUUGAUUAUGCUUUCGAAUGCUGGCAUUUGUGGACAAUGUAAGACGGGGUCCUUGCCUGCGCUCAGGAAGCGUUACUGGCAGCAUGUGGUAAGAUCCUUCCCCACACAUUUCAAAAUGGCUGCGACCAUAGCGGGCUUAUUGAAACCUUGGACACCUAGGGUUGUGCUGGUGAGAUGGAGCAGGUAUAACCCUUACUACCUAGAGCCUGAACCACGCAAGGAAGCGUAUAGCGUACCUGAGACGGAACUCGCAGAGGAGCAAAUACAGGAACGCGCAUUGAAAGCUGUGAGACCGAUAAAGGCAGCGACAGCCGGGAUCAACUGUUCUGGGUUCAGUGACCCACUCGUAAGUAAAUUUAUCAAUAUGAUGAUGAAAGAUGGGAACAAGAUUCUGGCGAGGAGUAUCAUGACACAGACUCUCGAGAGCAUAAAGAGAAAACAGGUGGAGAAAUUUCACAAAGCCCCUGACACCCAGAAAAUGGAGAUAGAGUGCAACCCCUACACCAUUUUCCACCAGGCCCUCAAGAACUGUAAGCCAGUUGUUGGCUUAACCAGCAUCCAGAGAGGUGGAAAGUCCUACCAGGUGCCCACACCCCUCACCAACAGCCGCAAGCGCUACCUGGCCAUGAAGUGGAUGAUCACAGAGUGUAGGGACAACAAGCACAGGCGCACGCACAUGUACGAGAAGCUCUCCCAGGAGCUGCUGGCCGCCUUCGACAAUGAGGGGAAUGUAGUCAAGAGGAAGAACGACCUGCACAAGAUGGCGGAAGCUAACAGGGCCUUCGCACACUUCCGCUGGUGGUAGCUGUCUGGGAGGAGGAACUCCAGAGCCGUUUUCCAUGCAGUGCACUAAGAUGGCUGCGUCGGAGUCGCACUGUGGGGUGAACCAGGGCAUUGGAGAGAGGAUUUGCUUCAUUUCAUCAAGAUUUUUAUCAUUGCGCACUGUGCCCAGUGCCCACUUCUGGGCAUUAAGCCAUCAUCCAUGUCUGUUUUACAGGCACAAGGCAGUGACAGGAACCCAUUCUAAAGUACCUGAAAUGAACAAAUCCAUAUAAGGAUUAUAGUUAUUGGAAAUGUGGCUAUAUAUAUAUAUAUACACAGGUUGAAUAAAUGUCCAGAGACCCUGCAUUGUCUUGUUUCCUCAAGUUGGGUGCUGAAUG
Megalops cyprinoides (Indo-Pacific tarpon) is the source of this 1317-nucleotide messenger RNA. RefSeq names its product mitochondrial ribosomal protein S7 (gene mrps7). Gene Ontology annotation, molecular function: rRNA binding; mRNA binding; structural constituent of ribosome. Gene Ontology annotation, biological process: ribosomal small subunit assembly; translation. Gene Ontology annotation, cellular component: ribosome. NCBI's taxonomy places the organism in Eukaryota, Metazoa, Chordata, Actinopteri, Elopiformes, Megalopidae. The transcript is spliced from 5 exons. The record is from RefSeq and is a predicted model, not a curated record. The coding region runs from base 165 to 962 and encodes 265 amino acids.